UGGUAUAUAAGUCUAACUGCUAUUGCUACUCUCUCAACUGUCUCAUAUUAUUUUUUUAACCAAUGGCUCAUUUAUUAUGUUUAUGCACCACUGGAAAAUGCACACAGACAUUGUUCCUUAUAGCAGCCUAAUCAUGGAAUUGGGUUGCCCUGCAUUUUGCACUAGUGCUCAAGUUACUGGGAGAAAAAGGUGAUUCUUAAUGAAAUUGGCAAGCAAGCCCACUUCCCAGCUAUAUUUUACCCCUCUUAAGUCUUGUUUAAAAUGUAUAGUUGCAAAAGGUAAGGAGGUAGUGUAAUCUGAGAGCUGCCCAUAGCAAGAGAGUUCAUCUGCAUGCGGUGGGCUCCUGCAAAAGCAACUAGUAAAUUGAGCUAGUUAGGGUGCCACAUCUGUCCUAAUCCUAAUUUGAUUUCAAGCCAAUUACCAUAGUUAGUGAAGCAUUUUAACGAAAUUGUCUGAGAAUUGAACCAUUCACGUUUUAGAUUUACAUAUGUUGAGGAGAUGGAAAAAUUCAAGGAUAACACUCUGUGGCUCUUUAUUCCUUCCUUAAGUUAAAGGUUAAUCAUUUUCUGACACUAAAGGCCUCCUGCAUCUAAUUUAUAAAAACAUAAAAUGCAUUGAUCCUGGAGAGGAAUAAUUUAAUCCUCUCCUCCCCUUUCUAUAUGGAAGGAUUUGAUUUGUAUGAAAAUCCUUUUUUUUUUACUGACUUUAUUCAACUACCCCUUUCUUUUUAUAUUUCUAUUAACUAUUCAAUACAUUCAAGAUAAAAUCCCCAUGGCAUCUAGGACUCAUCACAUAUCCUGGAUGUCCUAUAGCUGCCUUCUCUUUCCCACCUAUUGCACAAUGAGGUACAUAUAGAUACAGGGAUCAGAUAGUAUCCUCUGUUAGCCAAUGCAUCUUCCCGGCUUGCCUGCUCAACUGGAAUUGGGUUGUCUGUAAUGACAAUUUGACCAUAACAUGAUCUAUAGCUCAGUUAAGGGAUAUUUCACUAGUUAUGUGAGAAAUGGACCUCACCUUCGUAGCAGUAGACCAAUUUCUGUUAAAGGAAUUUGACUCAAAUUAGUACCCAGUUUUCACAUAUAAUUUAUGUAUCAGAAUAUGCCAUAAUUUUUGAACUAAGAGUCACACUUUGUCAUUAGAUUGCACAAAUGUACUACAGAAGCUUCUGGGUAGGUGCCCACCCACAUUGGACCACAAAUACAUCAUGGGACAAGUGAAGUGGCAUUUUUUUUUAAUAGUAAGGAGUUGGUCCAGCUACAUGGCACCCCCUAGCUGACUCUCUAAAACGUUAAACCGAGAUACAAUUAGUGUUUGGAUGAGAGAUCACCAGAAAUAGAUAAGAAGUCAAAAGAUACGGGUGGUCCUUGCUUAAUGAUAAUUUGUUUAUGACCAUUCAAAGUUAAAAUGAACACAAAAUGGGUGUUUUAUAAUCUGUAAAGGACUCCAGUCAACAUAACUGGUUGUGCUGCCCCUCCAUGGUCAUAUGAUCAUGUCUGGCAGAUCAGCUUUAUGACUGGUUGCAGCAUUCCAUGGUUACAUGACUCCAAUGUGCAAUAGGUUUUGCCAGUUUCUGAUUUUCAAAUGGAGUCACUCAAUGACCAUGGCAUUCAAUUAACAUCCAUGGAGUUCACUUAAAAUGGUUGUAUUCUCUAAUAACACUAGAGUUAUAAAAGACCAGAGAAUCACUUUUGAUCAAUAGAUACCUCAACUUCUGACUUCAAUGACUUACCACUAUCAUUCUAGGCUCAAAGACAGCUGUAAGUCAAGGCCUAUCUGUAUCCUUGAAAAAGGCAAUACCAAACUGCUUUGGCAUCACUGCCAAAAGAACUAGAUGGGUGUAUGUGUGGUAUCUGUAACUUAAUAAUCUUAUCAUGUGAUGAUUUUACAAUGGAGGCGGAAAUUGUUAUAUGAAGGCAGGCUAAAAUGUAAAUGCACAUGCCAGAAAUUAUUCAAGAGUUGCUAAAGUACUCCCUGUAACUAGCUGUCCUUAUGCCACUUUCUCUUGUUGUUAUGUCUUCCCCCUCCGUUUCUGCUGUAUUAGACAACCUGUGACCCCUUGACUCACUGCUUCAGAGAUCCUUUCUUACCAGAUUCCUCAAUGCCUUCAACAAUGGCAGCUUGUAAUGUACUAGAAAAAUUCUUUAAAAAUUCAGAGAGACCUUUGAAGAUCUGUGUAGCAUAGUCAAGCAUCAGUUGACUACGGGAAAUAUUUCAUAUUUUUUCCUAUGUUUUUAUGAUAAUGUCAUGUUUUAUAAAAUUUGCCAAAUUUCAAUUUUAUACGAGUCCUGCAACUUACAUUUUAGAUGCAUUCUGUAAGUUAGUCCAUUUGAACUACUUUGGUUCAAAAGGUUUUGACCUAUGAUGCACCAUUUCACCCAGUUAAAGGUUACAGGAACAAGAGUUUUAGUAGUAUAUGUUGCAUUGCAAUUGGGUUUCCGUUUUCUGAUUAUGUAUAUGAUUUUUGCAGAAAUUUCAAUCAUGCUGUCCAAGGCUUCACUACAGACCACUUAGCCUUAUUAGUGCUGGUGAUUGUGGACAUUUUGUCUACUCUUUGUCCAAUGUUACCUGGAGAAAUAGAUUAUCAGCAGGAUAGCAAAAUUAGUUGGUUGGUUUCAGAGUGAUUUCCCCCUCCCGUUAAUAAAUAACUAUUUGGUUUUUAAAGAACUGGAAAGAUGGAUAUGGCCUGGGACUUAAUCCAGUGCAUAAACGUUUCUCAUCUGAUCCUAACAUUCUUUAAAAAGAUCCAAUCCCUCUUCCCACUUUCCAUUUCUCCUUAGUGUCCCUUUCCCUUAUUUCUGUAUUCUGAUUCACUCCUGAUGUAUUCUCUUCCCAAGGUAAGAUGACUCUAAUAUCUCUUGGUUUUCAAAUCCUUAAAAAUGGUAAUUGCUUUCUUCUCUUUUUCAUUCUUCCUCCUGAUGCACAAGCAGUAUCACGACUGAACAGUCUCGAGGCAGCGGUCCACCGUCUCAACGUGCAAUUCUAUCACAUGGAUGUGCGAGUGUCACAGUUCUCCCAAGGUCUGGCUGAAUUGAAAGGGGGCCUGGCUGAGGCUAGUGAGUCACUUGUCUCUCUGAAUGAAGUUGCCAUACGCAAUCAGAAAGAACUUGGACGCAUUGAUGGUUGCUUGCGUGGCCGGCGCACUCAAACUAAAUGCUUCCUGAUCUUCAAGCACUUUGAGGCCUACGAUGCAGCCCAAAAACUUUGUGAAGCCAGAGGAGGGCAUUUAGCCAUGCCAGUGGAUGAUACCGAGUUGACUGUCCUGCGCCGCUAUCUCUAUGAUGCUUUUCAGCCUUAUAAUUGGCCAUCCUGGGUGGGCAUCAAUGACCGGCGUUCUGAAGGGUUGUGGCUUUUUGAGAAUGGUCAACGUGUCUCUGUCUUUGACUGGUACCAAGACCAUCUGGUGACUCAACCCAAUGGUGGCAUCCGUGAGAAUUGUGUCUCCCUCAGCUCAGAUGAUGGGAAAUGGUGGGACAAUGACUGUGAAAGGCGCAUGUAUUACAUCUGUGAAUAUCGCCUCUAG
Messenger RNA from Thamnophis sirtalis, 3517 nucleotides. The record is from RefSeq and is a predicted model, not a curated record. Lineage: Eukaryota; Metazoa; Chordata; Lepidosauria; Squamata; Natricidae.